This is a messenger RNA of Laetiporus sulphureus 93-53, 1610 nucleotides long. RefSeq lists its product as uncharacterized. NCBI's taxonomy places the organism in Eukaryota, Fungi, Basidiomycota, Agaricomycetes, Polyporales, Laetiporaceae. The record is from RefSeq and is a predicted model, not a curated record. The coding region runs from base 319 to 1566 and encodes 415 amino acids. The transcript is spliced from 8 exons.
GCUUGCCACGCGAUAGUAUCCGGCCUUUUUUCUUCUCUCCUUCGCGACGAACACACCCGGACCCGAACAUAGCGCGACGAGAUCGCACCUGGAUCGCGGUUUUCGAGAAUGACAGUAGCGUUCUCGAUACUCCUCCCCACGGCAGCCUCAAAUAUGACGCCUAUAACACAAGGAGCCUCGCUGGAGUCGGUAGCUGCUAGACAACGGGAAAUGACAACAAAAAGGCCGGCUCGCCCUGACUCGCCUCGAUCUGCCGGGGAAUUUGACCGCUUGUUCCUCGAGUGUAUAUAGGUCUGAACUCGACGAUGUGCCAACUUCAUGCAUUUUUUUCUUCUCUUGGCCGCGGUCGCGCGCCUUGUCCCAUUCGCCACUGGCCAUGCUGCGAUCUGGCAUCCCAGCAUGUGGGGCUUCAACGUCACGGCCCAGACAUUCUCGUAUGAUAACCGACCCGUCACUCCUCUCCAGGAUUACACAUUUGAGCAAUGGUGGUUCCACGGACACCUUGACUACCCUCCGAACGAGGGCGACUUCUUCGAGCUCCCUGCGGGUCAAGCUGCGACCUCAGAGAUUGCAUGCGACAAGGGUGCCACUUCGUACUACGCGAGUGACCCUGGAGGCGAUAUCCAGGAUGGUGACAACGUCUGCCCCGGUUCGCCCAUGUCGGAGUACCACACUACUGGUUAUGACGAUCUGAAGGGCUGCGCGCUUGCUAUCACGUACCAAUCUGACGUUUCGCAAGUGCAACCGGAGGAUUUUGUUGUGUUCAGCGUAAACCAGACCUGUGUGUGGACAAGGUUCACGGAGUUCCAAGUGCCGGCUAGGAUGCCGUCGUGUUCGGAUGGAGGCUGCAUCUGCGCAUUCUUCUGGAUUCAUUCGCCUGAUAGCGGCGGUGAGCAGAACUAUAUGAAUGGAUUCAGAUGCAAUGUUACCGGCUCGACGUCUGACGUUGCCCUGGCCACACCCCAACUCGCUCGCCGCUGCGGUGCCGAUCCAGAUAACGGCAAAGCAGACGCGGUUCCGGGUAACUGCACGUUUGGUGCCAAGCAGCCUCUGUACUGGUUCCAGGCCGAACGCAACACUAUGUUUGAGGGCACGUAUUCGCCACCAUUUUAUAACAACUUGUAUAACUUCCUCGAUGGCGCCCAGGAAGACAUCUUCGAGAACUCGUAUCCCGACGGGAUCCCCACACCCAAUGCGAACUCAACCAUCCUCCCCAUUGUCGACCUCCAUGGCGUAGUGGCGACUGCGACGCCGAAUGCGCCCAGUUAUGCCCUCAGCGCUGUUGCGGCUGCGACCUCUGUCGUGUCUUCUUCUGCCACUACUACAACGGCGAGCAGCGGUAGCGUCAAUAGUGGCUCGGCGAGUACAAGCGCUUCCGCUGGCGGAGCAACCAAUACUUUGACAUGCUCGAGCUCCAAUUCGAAUGGAUCCACGCAACUCAAUAGGAGGCGCUUCACUCGUCGCCGGACGUCCAGCGGGCUGGACUCGGUCUUGGACAUUGUCAGACCUGGAGUCGGCCGCAAAGCCAAGAUGCACGACAGGAACAGGCUGUGGCGUCUCUUCUGAUACCAUUUUCUUGGUUCGACGAGUCGCUUCAUUCACGACUGGCU